UUGGGCGGUUAGCAGGCGGCUCGGAGCGGGACCCUUAAAAAUAAAAACACCUCAUCGGGUACUCAGGGGUGGCAGCUCAACGCUCUAUUUGGAUAGAUAUUUUAUUGUUUUGAGAAAGAGUACAUUGGAAGUAUGUUUAAAAUGAUGUAUGCUGGCUAGACUGGUGAUCGGUCGGUAUUUGUUGUCGGGUUUCCUUGCUGCAAACUAACGUUAAAGUAUCAUAUCGCGAUGCUCGUCAGUUAACUCUUGACUCACAAACUUUACUUACCUCACGUAAUCUCUGCGACAGACUCACUCGCCUUGCUACACAAGGUUAGCUAGCAACAAAAAAGAGGACGAAAACAGUACAAACAUGCCACCCAAAAAGCAGCAGCUGAGGCCGACAGCAGCCAACGUCUCCAGCUCCCUGGACCUGGAGUCGGAGGACAUCAGCCUGGAGACAACCGUGCCGACCACCGAGGACAUCUCCUCGUCCGACGAGCAGCGGGACGGCUCCCAGAAGGUGACCCGCCAGCUGAUCGAGAGGAAAGAGCUGCUGCACAACGUCCAGCUACUGAAGAUCGAGCUUUCCCAGAGAAACCUGAUAAUAGACAACAUGAAGGCCGACCAUAUGUCAAAGAUUGAGGAACUGGAGGAGAGGCUGAAUGAUGCUAUACAUCAAAAACAAGUUUUGGCCCUGAGACUGGACAGCCAGUUGAAACUUACUCAAGAGGAGAACAGGAAGCAGCAGGCUCUGCGUAAGCAAGAGAUGGAGGCCAUCCUGCUCAGGCAGCAGCAGCUGGAGGAGACCAACCGGCAGCUGUGUGAGAAGGCUGGAGAGCUGCGGAGGUCUCUCAGGGACCUGGACAUCUCCCAGGACAGGUACCUGGAGCUGCGCGAUCUCCCUGACGACAAAGUCUCCAUACAGGAGUAUGUAGCUAUGCGUUUCUAUGAGGUAGUGACUCCUCUGCGGGCUCAGCUGGCUGAGCUCAGUGUAAAGAGAGGCAGUUUGACUGAAGACCUGGAUACACACAGAACACAGAUGAAGGCCUUGAUGGAGAGCUACGAGGAGGAGCGGCGGCUGCGUACUGAGCUGGAGUUGAGGAGCCAGAGACUGACCCUGGAACUGGCUGACACCAAACAGCAGAUCCAAGAGGGAGAUUAUCGCCGUGAUAACUACCCUGCAAUCAAACGUGAGCGUGACAACUUCGAGACAGAACUGAAGGAGUUAAAGAGAAGAUUUGAGACACUAGACUUGACUCACACUGCAGUGACCAGAGAGAGGAACACACUCGGCAAAGAGGUGGCGACAUUGCAGCAGUCAGUGACUCUCCUGCAGAAGGACAAGGAGUACCUCCACAGGCAGAACAUGGAGCUAAGUGUGCGCUGUGCACAUGAAGAAGACAGACUGGAGAGGCUGCAGGUGCAAUUAGAAGAUACUAAGAAGGCGAGGGAGGACGCCUACGAAAAAUAUGUAGCAUCCAGAGAUCUCUAUAAGUCAGAGUACGAAACCAAGCUGAGAGAAGAGUUGGAGAACAUCAGGCUGAAAACAAGUCAGGAGAUAGACAACCUGCAGAGAACCUCCAGGGAGAUGUAUGAGAGAGAGAACAGGAACUUGCGUGAGGCCAGAGACAAUGCAGUGCUGGAGAAGGACAGAGCAGUGGCUGCUGAGAGAGACACACAGUCCAGAUACGACCAGCUGCUGGAACAGUUUCGUCAGCUCCAGCUGGGUACUGACAGCCGGGUAGCAGAACUGUCCAACCAGGCCAAGCUGCACUCCUUCGAAGCUGAGCGUGCUCAGAUGGUCAAAGAUGAGACAGCCAAGGCCCUGGCCCAGUGCCAGGUGGAGUGUGAGAAACAGCAGAAGAAACUGGAGCUCCUGACCCAGGAGUUUUACAGGUUGCAGACGUCAUCAGAGAAGCGGUUGGCGGAGCUGCAAGCCCAGAAUGCCGAGCAGGCGUCUCGGCUGGAGACGUACGAAAAGCUGGAGCAAGAGUUGGAUCAAGUCACCAUGCAGGCUGCCGAAAUUGAGAAUGAAGAGGAGGCAGAGAGAGUUCUGUUCUCGUACGGCUACGGCGCCAACGUUCCCACAACGGCCAAGAGAAGACUGAAACAGAGCGUUCACCUGGCCCGCAGGGUGCUGCAGCUCGAGAGGCAGAACACGUCACUGAGGAGGGAGCUGGAGAGACACAAGUCACAGUCAGGACAGAUUUCUGACGAGUUAUUGGCAGCCAACCAGCUCUUACAGCAGACGCAGCAGCCCUAUAGCUACCUGAUUGAGUCGGUGAGACAAAGAGACGCGGAAAUCAGCACGCUAAAGGAGCGUCUCACCUCGCUUGAGGACGAUGUCAGUUCUCUGAGGAAAGAACGGACCGCACUGCAACAGGUGAAAAACAACAUGGCCGCCGAUCUGGAGCGACUCCUCAACCAUCGAGAGGAGUUAGCGGUGAUGAAGCAGGUCCUGAUCAGCAUGCGGUCCAGACAGGGGGACGCUCUAAACCUGUUGGAAACUGAUAGAACUGCUAUCAGGACCACUGGUGCGGGAAAAAACCAGUCCAAACGUAUCAGCCGGACCACAGAAGAAGAGUCACCAAACAAACCCAAACCCACUGUGUUUACAAAUAAAGAAGUUCCUGAUUGGUACCAAAAGGUGAAGCAGAAACCCAAAUGAACAUUCAUUUCUUUGACUAUUGUUGCUAUAAAUCGUCACUCAGGGCUCAAACGUUCUUUUUAAUUUAUCACAGCUUUUCAAAUUUCAGUUUUUGAAAUAAUAAAUAGCAGAAACUGUUA
Messenger RNA from Centropristis striata (black sea bass), 2769 nucleotides. It is a transcript of the gene pibf1, whose product is annotated as progesterone immunomodulatory binding factor 1. The transcript is spliced from 18 exons. Lineage: Eukaryota; Metazoa; Chordata; Actinopteri; Perciformes; Serranidae. Gene Ontology annotation, biological process: cilium assembly. Gene Ontology annotation, cellular component: centriolar satellite. The coding region runs from base 353 to 2650 and encodes 765 amino acids. The record is from RefSeq and is a predicted model, not a curated record.